GCGCUUGGCGGGAGAUAGAAAAGUGCUUCUGUGCGCGCCGGCGGCCGCCAAGUGCCUGCGAGCAGCGGCGGGAUCUGUGGCUACGCUGACGCCUCCCGGCGCGGCCCCGGGGCCCGGAGCGGCCCGAACAGCUGCACCCUGACCCCGGCCCGGCUCCCGCUCCGGGCUCGGCCGGCGGGCGGGCGAGCGCGGCGCGGCCCGGGCCGGGGGGAUGUCUCGGCGGACGCGCGGUGAGGAGCUGGAUGAGCUGCACUACCAGGACACAGAUUCAGAUGUGCCAGAGCAGAGGGACAGCAAGUGCAAGGUCAAAUGGACCCACGAGGAGGACGAGCAGCUGAGGACCCUGGUAAGGCAGUUUGGACAGCAAGACUGGAAAUUCCUGGCCAGCCACUUCCCUAACCGCACUGACCAGCAGUGCCAGUACCGGUGGCUGAGGGUCUUGAAUCCAGACCUCGUCAAAGGGCCAUGGACCAAAGAGGAGGACCAAAAGGUCAUCGAGCUGGUCAAAAAGUACGGCACAAAGCAGUGGACGCUGAUCGCCAAGCACCUGAAGGGCCGGCUGGGGAAGCAGUGCCGUGAGCGCUGGCACAACCAUCUCAACCCCGAGGUAAAGAAGUCCUGCUGGACUGAGGAGGAGGACCGCAUUAUCUGUGAGGCCCACAAGGUGCUUGGCAACCGCUGGGCUGAGAUCGCCAAGAUGCUGCCAGGGAGGACCGACAAUGCUGUGAAGAAUCACUGGAACUCCACCAUCAAAAGGAAGGUGGACACGGGUGGCUUCCUGAGUGAGUCCAAAGACUGCAAGCCCCCUGUGUACUUGCUGCUGGAGCUUGAAGACAAGGAAGGCUGCCAGAGCGCCCGCCCCGUGGAAGAGCAGGGAAGUCUUAUGACCAAUUGGCCCCCAGCGCUUCCUGCCAUGAAAGAAGAGGAAAGCAGUGAGGAGGAGGCCACGGCAGCCACUACUUCUAAGGAGCAGGGAGCUGUCCCUGCAGACCUCGGUGGAGUGCGAACACCAGAGCCCUUGGAGGACUUCCCUAAACGUGAAGACCAGGAGGGUUCUUCGCCAGAAACCAGCCUGCCCUACAAGUGGGUGGUGGAGGCCGCAAACCUCCUCAUCCCUGCCGUGGGGUCCAGCCUCUCAGAAGCCCUGGACUUGAUCGAGUCGGACCCUGAUGCUUGGUGUGACCUGAGUAAAUUUGACCUGCCUGAGGAGCCGUCUGCAGAGGGCAGCAUCAGCAACAGCCCGGUGCAGCCAUCACCAUCACAGCAGCAGCAGACACUGCCAUCCCGUCAGCCUGCUGCCACAGUACCCAGUGUGACCGAGUACCGCCUGGACGGCCACACCAUCUCAGACCUGAGCCGGAGCAGUCGGGGCGAGCUGAUCCCCAUUUCCCCCAGCACUGAAGUGGGGGGCUUGGGCAUUGGCACACCGCCUUCGGUGCUCAAGCGGCAGAAAAAAAGGCGUGUUGCCCUGUCCCCUGUCACAGAGAACAGCGCCAGUCUGUCCUUCCUAGACUCCUGUAACAGCCUCACCCCCAAGAGCACACCUGUCAAGACCCUGCCCUUCUCACCCUCCCAGUUUCUGAACUUCUGGAACAAACAGGACACACUGGAGCUGGAGAGCCCCUCACUGACGUCCACCCCGGUGUGCAGCCAGAAGGUGGUCGUUACUACACCCCUGCACCGUGAUAAGACGCCCCUGCAUCAGAAACAUGCAGCGUUUGUAACUCCAGAUCAGAAGUACUCCAUGGACAAUACUCCCCACACGCCAACCCCAUUCAAGAAUGCCCUGGAGAAGUAUGGACCACUAAAGCCCCUGCCCCAGACCCCACACCUGGAAGAGGACUUGAAAGAGGUGCUGCGCUCUGAGGCUGGCAUCGAGCUCAUCAUUGAGGAUGAAGUGAGGCCUGAGAAGCAGAAGAGGAAGGCUGGGCUGCGGCGGAGCCCCAUCAAGAAGGUCCGCAAGUCCCUGGCUCUUGACAUCGUGGAUGAGGAUGUGAAGCUGGUGAUGUCUACACUGCCCAAGGUGCUGUCCUUGCCCACAAAUGUCCUGUCGAGUUCCUCUAGCCUCAUGGUGUCAGGCAUCAAAGAGGACACCAGUCUGCUCAACGAGGGCUUCCUGCAGGCCAAACCGGAGAAGCCAGUGGCUGCCCAGAAGCCCCGAAGCCACUUUCCAACACCUGCCCCUAUGACCAGCGCCUGGAAGACGGUGGCCUGUGGGGGGACCAGGGACCAGCUCUUCAUGCAAGAGAAAGCCCGGCAGCUCCUGGGUCGCUUGAAGCCCAGCCACACGUCUCGGACCCUCAUCUUGUCCUGAGGGGCUUGGUGGUCACGAGCUCAUUCUUAUGUUUACAGGGGGCUGGGGGGACUGAGGUUGGUCUGUGAGUCUGAAAAUCACACUUGGAUGGCCACCUGCAGGGAGCCUUCUACCACCAGCCCCUCCUCAGACUGCUCAGGUGGAGGCAGAGCAGGGCCACCCACUGCCUUGUCUCCGAGUCCAGCUGUGGCUACGGUGGUUCCUGGUGCUAACAGAACAAAGUCCCACCCCUGGGCCUGCCUGGUCCUCUCCCCGGUGCCACAGGGAGUCCCCUUAGCUCCUCCUGAGCCCUGCUUGGGUCUGGCCUCAUCUCAGACCCCUGCUUAGAACAGGGGAUGUGGCCAGGAUGCUCCUUCCCUCUACCUGUUAGUACAUUUUUUUGAAAGAAUAAAAUUCCCUUUUUCCUUAA
Molecule: messenger RNA, 2723 nt
Organism: Nyctereutes procyonoides (raccoon dog)
Lineage: Eukaryota; Metazoa; Chordata; Mammalia; Carnivora; Canidae
Gene: MYBL2
Product: MYB proto-oncogene like 2
Exons: 14
Coding region: 212-2314 (700 amino acids)
Biological process (GO): regulation of DNA-templated transcription
Cellular component (GO): nucleus
Molecular function (GO): DNA-binding transcription factor activity, RNA polymerase II-specific; RNA polymerase II cis-regulatory region sequence-specific DNA binding
Source: RefSeq, a predicted model, not a curated record